AUGAGUGAACAAAACCUCAUUAACGAUAACGACGAUGACGACGAGUCCCCGCCGCUGUCCAAAGAGGAGAGUAACUUGUUUAAUCCUCUGUUCGACAGACACUCCGAAAACCCAGUCCAUGAACGGUCUCUAGAGCCCGGAUUCAUUGGAGAAGCAUCAUGCGCUGCUUUUAGCAAUCGACUUUUAUCGUGCCUUGAUGACACUUACACUCCGUCCACGUCCGGCUUAUCAAACUAUCAUCGCCUCAAUACUCGAGAUCGAGUACCAAUGAACCAGGGUGUAGCAUUUCCUGAACGGAUGCAUGUCAAACUAUUGUUGAACGUUGCGCGGCGGUUUAUUGGCAAUUAUCACCCGCUUUUUCUCGAGGUUACAUUCAUGAAAGAGAUCGAUGCUGUCUACAGAAGAGAACUGAUACCGUCGAAUCUGUGGCUGUGCAAGUUCUACGCCCUUAUAGCUUUGGGAGAGAUAUACACGCAAAGACGAGGAGUUGGCGACAGCAACAGAGUCCCAGGGACGAACUACUACAUUCAAGCAGUCCAACUAUUGCAGGAAAACCAGGAUUAUUACGAAGAACCCUGCCUGAUGUUGGUGGAAGUUUUGACGCUGUUGGCUUGGGCAUCACAAAUACUUGGAAGAAUUCGAACCGCGUACUGCUAUAGUGGAAUAGCCAUGCGACUCGCUCUAAGCUUGGGAAUGCAUAGAUCGGCAGCACGACAUAUCACUUUGACCCCGGUCGAGCGAGAGAGCCGACGCCGAACGUGGUGGGUGCUCUACUUUUUUGAUCGUUUCUCAGCAUCGAAACUCGGCCAGCCUAUCUCCGUGAGGGAUGAGGAUAUAGACGUUGAAAUGCCUAGUAUGGAUGGCCUGACAAGAGACGAGAUGGCUGAGUUCCUGGACCCUCGAAAUCUUGUGAUCAAUAUCAAACUAGGCCGAAUCAUUGGGAACAUCUUAACCCAGAUUUACGGAAUACCAAAGGCCACGAAAGGACUAUAUAUCAACCAAGUACACAGUAUCUUAAAAAGUUUAAGGGAAUGGCAUGAUGAGCUGCCGCCUGACAUGCGAGUCAAAGAGAGGGGCACACCUCGUCCAGUUGCCAGUCUCCAUCUUGCAUACAACCAAUGCAUUAUUCAAUGUACCCGGCCGGUCCUACUUCAUCUGUUCAAGAUGCAGUUCCAACUGGGCUAUAAAGCUCGGGACGAGGUGACACCACGGCAAAACGUCUCAUCUAUUACACUGGCCCUGGCCGAGAGUUGCGUCAAUGCGGCGCAGGCAUCCAGCCGUAUCGUUGAAGGUCUUUUCCUUGACGGUCAGCUGGCCACUUUCGGUUUUUGGGAUGCCCACCAUAUCUUCUCAGCAGCGAUGAUUCUUAUCAUGUCUGCCAUGAUGAAACCAGCGGCCGUCAACUCGGACUGCCUGGAGACUCUGCUGAGCGUUCUACGGUCAUUAAAGAAUGACGGAAACAUCCCCGCAGUUGAUUUUUGUGAGAGACUAUCACACAUCCAGGCACGCGUAUCAACCUUACGAUCCACUGGCCGUUUCGGCGGCGUUGGUGUCGACAGAUCUGAAAGUAGUCAUCCAUUAGCAGGGUUCGAAAGAGCACCUGCUGCCACUGCAAAUCAAGAUCAGCCGCUUCAUACUCCCAUAAGCUUAGAUGGCGCAGAGAGGGGAGAUGCAGAAGUAUUUGGCUAUGACAACGUUGACGUUCUUGCAAAUCCUUUGAUCGGCAGCUUUUUGGACAGAAAUCAAGUACAAUGGAUGGAUAGCUUAUUCGCAGAGGAUGGGACGCUAAAGGAAUUUGCUUCGGAGAUCGAAGAGCAGUUCAUGUUUGGAUCUUAA
This is a messenger RNA of Aspergillus mulundensis, 1836 nucleotides long. RefSeq names its product fungal specific transcription factor domain-containing protein. Lineage: Eukaryota; Fungi; Ascomycota; Eurotiomycetes; Eurotiales; Aspergillaceae. The coding region runs from base 1 to 1836 and encodes 611 amino acids. The record is from RefSeq and is a predicted model, not a curated record. The transcript has 3 exons. Gene Ontology annotation, molecular function: zinc ion binding; DNA binding. Gene Ontology annotation, biological process: DNA-templated transcription.